AUGUAGAACAUAAAAAACUUAUCAAAGAUAAAUUCUUAUAUUUAGAUGGCAAUAAUUUCAUCUUUAUUUAUUGAUGCAUUUGAAAUAUUAAAUUAUAUUACUAAAUUAGAUGACUUAUAUUCCAUCUUAAUCUCAAAAGAUAUUUGGAAAUAGAUUCAUACUUUAUUUUGUUAUCUUUGUUAUUUAUCUUCUUUUCUAUCAACAUCAAAUGAAAUAGAUACUUAAGACUACUAAUUUAAAGUUAAGUUUGGGAAUAAAAAUUUCUGUGGAAUUAAUGAUUAAUUAGCCUAUCUUAGUCUCAAUUAAGCAAAUUGGCCUUUAAGCUGGUUACGUAAAUUUUUUUAAAAUUAUAAGCAUAAAUGUAAUAAGUUUAAAAUAUAUAUGAAAAUCUUAGUGAAUUUAACAUCGCUUAUAAUAAUCAAAUCAAUUUACAAUUGUUAAUUUAAAUUUGAUUUUUAACUUAAAAUAUAGAAUGUAAAUCAUUUCUUUAAUAUUUCUAAUUAAUUUAGAUUUAAUAAAAUAAAGAUGAAGAUAUUUUUAAAAGAUAUAUUUAAUCAUAUUUAAAUUAAUUAAAUAAAGUCUAUUUUUAUUAAUUUAGAAAAUAUAUCCUUAAUUUAGAUUACUUACAAAAUUAAUCAACUAUUAUUACUCAUUCUAUACCAUUUUUAUUAAAACUAUUUUACGAUUAAAGAAUACUGGAAGGUAAUAACAAUAAAUUUAAUUGUAGUCUAGGAAUAUCUAAGUUUGCAACGAAUCCAUUUAUUGA
Molecule: messenger RNA, 766 nt
Organism: Paramecium sonneborni
Lineage: Eukaryota; Ciliophora; Oligohymenophorea; Peniculida; Parameciidae
Source: the annotation of a GenBank genome assembly